Schistocerca piceifrons (Central American locust) is the source of this 501-nucleotide messenger RNA. RefSeq names its product solute carrier family 22 member 7-like. Lineage: Eukaryota; Metazoa; Arthropoda; Insecta; Orthoptera; Acrididae. The coding region runs from base 1 to 501 and encodes 166 amino acids. The transcript has 3 exons. The record is from RefSeq and is a predicted model, not a curated record.
AUGCAGACUCCUGAUCACUGGUGCUACGUCCCUGGCAGGGAACUUUCCAACCUUUCAGUUGAGGAGUGGAAGAACCUCACCAUACCGAGGGAAGGAGCCUCGUUCAGCAAGUGCCUGAUGUACAACCGGAGUGAUGUGACUGACUUCAGCGGCAGCAGGGAACCUGUGAAGUGCCAGCACGGUUGGGAGUAUGACGACACGUGGUUCUCCCUGACGGUGACGUCACAGAUGAACUGGGUCUGCGACAACCGGCAGGCCGUCAAUGACGUCUUCUUCUACUCACAGAUUAUUGGAGUGGCCCUGGGGUUACUGUUUGGCUACAUUGGCGACAUGUACGGCCGACGCCCCCAGCAGCUGCUGUGCCUGUCAGCCCACGUGGUCAGCAGAGUGCUAGUCGUCCUCGCUCCACACGUGCUGCCACUCUUCAUCCUGGCAACAUCCCUCGUGUCAGCCGCAACUGGGCCCAUGGUGGAAUCGGUCUUGUCUGUUGGUGAGUGUUAG